Populus nigra (black poplar) is the source of this 1693-nucleotide messenger RNA. RefSeq lists its product as uncharacterized. The record is from RefSeq and is a predicted model, not a curated record. Lineage: Eukaryota; Viridiplantae; Streptophyta; Magnoliopsida; Malpighiales; Salicaceae. The transcript is spliced from 2 exons. Bases 137 to 889 code for a protein of 250 amino acids.
CACAGCCGUACUAUUUGCGAGAAAACUCUCGAGUCUCAACUCAGCCUCACAUUCCCUCUCUAGACCCUUCUCUCCUAAAAUGCAGACUGAACUCAACAACUCAGUCAUAGAAUAGAAUGAUAGAAGACUUCCUCUCAUGGAUUCUCUAACACUCACCAAACCCAUCUUUAACUCUUUCUACUUCACUCCCACAAAUCCAAGAACCAAACUUUGGUGUUCUGGCCACUUUUCAUUUUUCAAGUCCACUCAUCUUACCAAAUUCAAAAACUCUCCAAUUUGUUUUUCGUAUAAAAACCCUUCAAAUCAUCAAAACCCAAAACCAAGAAACAAAAAUAACAGAACUUUCUUAUCAAACCCUUUGCGGGCUUUGGUCCCGAUAAUGGAACACAUCAAAGCCUUAGCUUCUUCACAAACGAAAAAAUGGGCUUCACAGUUACAAGCAUACAGUGAUGACUCGGAGAAGGUGAUGAGUGAACACAACGGGGAUUUUACGCUAAAUGGAGCGUUUGGAUUGGCUUUAUUGAGUAUAACAUCGCAUGCGAAAGUAAAGAUCAGUCCUUUUGUGGCAACAUUAGCUGCAAACCCAACUUUUAUAUCGGGUUUGUUUGCUUGGUUUAUUGCACAGUCAAUGAAAGUGUUUUUGAAUUUUUUUGUGGAGAGGAAAUGGGAUUUGAGAUUAUUGUUUGCCUCGGGAGGGAUGCCGUCUUCCCACUCUGCUUUGUGUACUGCUUUGACAACAUCAGUUGCGUUUUGUCAUGGAGUGGCUGAUUCGUUAUUUCCUGUUUGUUUGGGGUUUAGUCUUAUAGUUAUGUAUGAUGCAAUUGGUGUCAGGCGUCAUGCUGGGAUGCAAGCUGAGGAAUGGCGUGAUUCGCUUGGGAAAAAUGAGUAAAUUUCAGAAUCCAAUAAGACUAGCGGGUCCCCUGCCAGUGGAGCUUCUUGAUAUGGCUAGGAUUGGAAAUAGGAUGAGUGGGUAGGUUAUGGGAUUUAAAGGAAAAAAGAUUGAUGAUCAUCUGUGUUCAAAGGCCUGAAUGCACUAUACUGUGCAAUCCAUUGCCUAAUCAUCGCCAUUAUUUUUUUUGGAGAUAGUAUUAAGUAUUUUGGGAAUCCAAUUCUGGCUUAUACUCAAACUUCGUUCUCAAAGGUGGGAUUGAAUUUGGAGGGAGGUCUUCCUCUUAUUCCAGACUUCAUGAUGCAGUGGGGCAAUUUGCUUUGGAUGUGUACUAUUAAUUAGGCAUAAGCCAUGACAAGCAGAUGCCAUGCCAAAUGCUCUUCCUGAGAGUGUUUCACUUGAACUGAGUACAGCAGAAAUGUCAGGACGGAUUGUAGUAUAAUAUGAGGUUGGGUAGAAUGAUCAGUCUUAUGUUUCUUAAUUGGAUGCUUGAUCAGACUUGUAAUGCUGGUAAAUUAACGUUCUCUGUGUUUGAGAAGGAUUUUCAACAGAUGGUCUGAAGCUCUUAAAAACUGAACUAAUCUAACUUAGAGACUAGUAUUAAUUUAUUUAAAGCUAGUCUGAGAUAAGUUUUGAAAGUUAAAGUUCACAGACUUAAUUUUUGUCUCCACUAGCUGGAGAAUUUCCUGAGUUUGUAUGUGCCUGUUGCUAGAUCAAAAGCUACUCUGUUGUUGGAUUGAAAGUCGUUUGUGCUAAAGCAGAAGAGAUACUACAAUAAAUGUCACAUCAGCUGUGUUGAUCUGA